Carassius auratus (goldfish) is the source of this 2648-nucleotide messenger RNA. Its product is annotated as transmembrane and coiled-coil domains protein 1-like. The record is from RefSeq and is a predicted model, not a curated record. Gene Ontology annotation, cellular component: endomembrane system. The annotation marks the transcript as partial. The transcript is spliced from 3 exons. NCBI's taxonomy places the organism in Eukaryota, Metazoa, Chordata, Actinopteri, Cypriniformes, Cyprinidae.
AUAAUUUUUCUCUGUCAGGUAACUGGUGGACUCUCAACUAUCUCUCAGGCAACUCACUCUGCCGCAGGAGCAGUUGUGUCCAAACCUCGUGAGAUUGCCUCUCUCAUCCGCAACAAGUUUGGAAGUGCAGACAACAUCUCUGCUCUAAAAGACUCUCUGGAGGAACAACAAGGAGACGAGCCUGUAACAGGUACAGGGACAGCAGGCACUAGGACCCUAGGAUCUGGGCAGCUGCAGUCCAGCCCAAAGUAUGGCAGUGAGGACGACUGCUCCAGCGCUACGUCAGGGUCAGCAGGAGCAAAUAGCACCACGGGGGCUCCUGGAGGCCCUCCGAGCUCAAAGGGUAAUACACUGGAGCAUGGCCAGAGCUCUGGCUUUGAUGCACUGCUGCACGAGAUCCAGGAACUGAAGGACAACCAGAGUCGGCUAGAAGAAUCCUUCGAAAACCUUAAGAGCCACUAUCAGAGAGACUACACAGAAAUCAUGCAGGCGCUGCAAGAGGAGAGAUACAGGUGUGAACGUCUAGAGGAGCAGUUGAAUGAUUUAACAGAGCUGCAUCAAAAUGAGAUUCUCAACUUGAAGCAGGAGCUGGCCAGCAUGGAGGAGAAAAUUGCUUACCAGUCUUAUGAACGAGCCAGAGACAUACAGGAGGCGCUGGAGGCCUGUCAAACGCGCAUCUCUAAAAUGGAGCUUCAGCAGCAGCAUCAACAAGUGGUUCAGUUGGAAGGUUUGGAAAACGCCACCGCACGCACUUUACUUGGCAAACUCAUCAAUGUGCUGCUGGCCGUCAUGGCGGUACUCCUAGUGUUCGUCUCAACGGUGGCAAACUGUGUAGUUCCGCUGAUGAAAACACGUAGUCGUACGCUUUCAACAUUGCUCCUUGUCAUAAUCAUGGCUUUUCUGUGGCGGAAUUGGGAAGCCAUGUCGCAGUACCUGGACCAGUUUCUGCUGCACCCCAGAUGACCUACAGGGUGCGCUGUGGUUGUCGUUUCAUGAAGGGAUUGGAGGUUGGGGACUUUUAUUCAAAGAUGGAGACUAACACUGCCUCAGUUGCACUUAGUAUGAAGGGACGCGGCAAAAGAGUAGAGGACACUGACGAAUCCUACAACCUCUUUAUCUUGUUUCUUUAACAGGAGUGAAUUUGUUUACAUUUUGAUCCUUUUUUGUCGACACAAAUAGUAUUGCUGAGUUUCCUUUUAUUUGUUGUUGGAAAUGAUGCAAGCCAUGUUUGUCCAUUGUUCUCGUAAUUAUUAUUGUUAGUAUAUACAUUUAUGCAAUUUCCUGAGUGUUGCAUUACAUUGAAUUGACUGGAGUGGUUUUAACGUGCACUGGAUGGAGAUGCUUCUCCUCAUUUUUUUUUUAUACCAUAUUAACUGCUCUCUUCCCUCCUAACGUCAAGCUGUUUCUUUAAUUUCUCUUAAUUUGUCUCUUCUACUGUUGUCUCACAUCUCUAACUUGAUUCAUGUCCUGUGCUCAUCACUUCACUCUUCCCACUUGAAACCAUUUGCUGCUGUUUGGACUUCACUGCAGUUGUUGCUGAAUGAAGGAAACGAUGGAUUUGUUGAAGAGGAGGCAUCUGGAGUUUGAUCAAAUGGGCAGAGGAACACUCUGGACCCGAGUCGGCUCCUUUUCGUCUCCGGCCCCAUGUCCUCAAAGAGGCACAGUCCUCUGGUAUAUGAACAGAACGAACAUACUUGAAGAGCUAGAAAUGCUCAAAGACUCUCAGUGCUUCCGUACUGUUUCUUAUAGCGACAAUGAAAUAGUCCUUUUUAGUUUUAUUUUUUAUUUUUUAAAACUAAAUUAAUAAACACGCGGUUUUAAAAAUGCAAAGUUGCAUGACUGAAUAAUUGUGAUUCAGAACGGUUCAAAUGCACCAGGAGUGCAGCAAUAUUGUGCCUUCACUUUGCAGAUCACAGGUUUUAAGUUUCCUCAUGCAUCCCCCAUCACCCUCUUUUGGUUUUAGGAAUGUUGAUUUAGUAAAGUUCCCUUUUUGAUAUAGAGCUAAAAUCAUUUGUAAAAUCACAGGUUUUGGGAUAAGCAAGCUUUUUAAUUGGAGCUAAAAUGUUUAUUCAUUGUCAUGUCAGGCAGAAAGGUAAGAUGUCCAGUUCUUUAAAGUAUGCAGGGUUUUUGAUAUACUUCUUCAUAUUAACAUUUAGCAUCUUUAUCCUAUUUGAAAGGUAAUUUGUAAAACAUUUUUGGAAUAAGCAAUAUCAUACAGUUUAUCUUUUUAUAAAUUAUUUUAUCUUGGGACAGAUGUUUUUAUUUAUAUCAGGGCAAAUUUGUUAUAAAACUGUACUGCAGAUAAAUAUAUUGCAAUAUGUAUUUGCUGAAAGGUUACAAAAACAAUUUUUAACUGUUUCAUUCUUGCUGAGUCGAGCCUGAUUUUGCAUUUAUGCGGUUUGGCACAUUCGGACUGUACAGCAAUUUUUUGUUGAUUUUGGGAACAAUAUAAUUUUGGUCACUUGUUGAUUUAGUAAUUUAUUGAUUUUUAAGAGUGUAUAAGAGUGAAAGUGUGACAGUUUGCAGUCCUGAUAUUAAAACAAAGGUAUGUUAAACCUUGUGCAUGUAACUGCAGGGCAAAUUACAAAGAUUACGCAAUAUUUUUACUCAUCCGGGUCAUAAAAUGUUGAAUAAAUUAAUGUACAGCU